AUGGUCAAGAAGCUCGUCGCGCUUGGCGUGGCGCUGGCGUUGCUAGCGCUGCUGGAGCCGGCGGUCGCCGGCGUCAAGUUCACCGACGAGGACCUCAAGUCCGAGGAGUCCCUGUGGCGCCUCUACGAGCGAUGGGGCGCGCGCUACAACGUGACGCGCCACCCCGUCGACAAGCUGCGCCGGUUCGCCUUCUUCAAGGACUCGGCGCGGCACGUCCAUCUCCAUGCGACAGCAGCAGGCCAGGCGCCGGGGCUGAACGGCUUCGCCGACCUCACCAACGACGAGUUCAACCGCUACUACAAGUGCAACAUGCUGGAGGCCGGCGCUCGGCGCACUUUGCCCGUGAGGAGGCGCGGCGACGGGUCCCUCCCUCUCCCCAUCUCCAUCGACUGGCGCAUUAAGAGCUGUGGCACAGGCCCGUGCCUCAGUCCGGUCAAGUCCCAGGGCGUCUGCGGCUCCUGCUGGGCAUUCACCGCGACGGGGGCGAUGGAGAGCCACUACACCAUCCAAGGGGCCAAGGACAACCGGGGCCUGGUUGACCUGUCGGAGCAGGAGCUCGUCGACUGCGACACCCACAGCAUCGGCUGCAAAGGCGGCGAAGUCGACUAUGCCUUCGACUACAUCAUCGCCAAGCAGGGCCUGGCGUCGUUGGCCUCCUACCCGUACACGGCAACGAAUGGCACAUGCCAGGCCGCCGGCAAACCGCGCGUGGAUCUCCUCCUCCGGGUGUACGAGACGGUGCCCGCCAACGACGAGUUUCAGAUGCUGCAGGCCGUCACCUACGGGCCCGUCGGGGUGUCAAUCGCCGUCGGACCAAACAACCUCGAGUUCAGAUACUACGACGGUGGCAUCUACUCGGGGCCGUGCGGAGUGGCGAAUGAUCAUGCCAUCCUGCUCGUCGGCUACGAGAGCAACCUCUACGUUCUGAAGAAUUCGUACGGAGAGCGCUGGGGGGACGACGGCUACAUGUACCUCAAGCGCGAUCACGGGAAAA
Molecule: messenger RNA, 994 nt
Organism: Setaria italica (foxtail millet)
Lineage: Eukaryota; Viridiplantae; Streptophyta; Magnoliopsida; Poales; Poaceae
Product: ervatamin-C
Exons: 1
Cellular component (GO): lysosome
Molecular function (GO): cysteine-type endopeptidase activity
Source: RefSeq, a predicted model, not a curated record